UAAAGUACAAUAAGCUCCCAUCACUUGACCUAGCUUUUGAGAUGACUUUUCGCCAAAAAGGAAACCGUGAUCAAGAGAAACGAACUCACGUUAACGCUCUAACUUAGAAACAUCUCUUCGUAUAGUUUAUAUUCCGUAUAUAUUCCUCCCACGGUAAACGAUAGGGUUUUCUUUUAACUCCAAUAUUCACUCCAUUAAAAAGCCUUCUUUACUCAACUGCUCUUCCUCUCACUUUCUCUGUCUUUAGCCGCCUCCAUUGACGUUUUCUCGAGGUUCAAUCUGAGAAAUUAAGAAUGUUGGACAUCAAUCUAUUUCGUGUAGAUAAAGGUGGAAACCCUGAAAUCAUCCGCGAAUCUCAACGUCGUCGUUUCGCAGAUGUAGCCAUUGUUGAUGAGAUUAUCGUCCUCGACCAAGAAUGGCGCCGACGUCAAUUUGAGCUAGAGAGCUUGCGCAAGGACUUCAAUAGGAUCAACAAAGAGGUGGCACGCCUGAAAAUUAAAGGUGAGGAUGCAUCUGAAAUGAUCAAAAGCACAGACGAGAAUAAGAAAUCAACUGCAGAGAAAGAUGCUGAAGUUCAGGAAGUUAAGGCUGCAUUGUAUGCCAAAUUGGAAUUGAUUGGGAAUCUGAUUCACGAUUCUGUCCCAGUUAGCAAUGAUGAGGCGAACAAUGCUGUGAUCCGAACAUGGGGUGAAAGGCGAAUGGAACCAAAGUUGAAAAAUCAUGUUGACCUCGUUGAGCUUCUUGGGAUAGUAGAUACGAAGAAAGGCUCCAACGUUGCUGGUGCUAGAGGUUUUUACUUGAAAGGUGAUGGCGUCCUUCUGAAUCAAGCUCUGAUAAAUUUUGGUCUCAGUUUUCUGUCAUCAAAGGGGUAUACACCGUUAAUGACUCCAUUCUUCAUGCGGAAAGAUAUCAUGGCAAAAUGUGCUCAAUUAGCCCAAUUCGACGAAGAACUUUACAAGGUAACUGGUGAGGGGGAUGACAAAUAUUUGAUUGCCACUGCUGAGCAGCCGCUUUGUGCUUUCCACUUGGAUGAUUGGAUUCAUCCCUCCCAACUCCCAAUAAGAUAUGCCGGAUACUCAUCGUGCUUCAGGAAAGAAGCGGGUUCGCAUGGGCGAGAUACUCUUGGAAUUUUCCGAGUUCAUCAGUUUGAGAAAAUUGAACAAUUUUGCAUCACUAGCCCAAAUGGAAAUGAUUCAUGGGAUAUGCACGAGGAGAUGUUAAAAAACUCUGAAGAAUUUUAUCAGCAGCUGGGACUUCCUUAUCAGAUUGUGGCCAUCGUUUCUGGUGCCCUGAAUGACGCAGCAGCAAAGAAGCUUGAUUUGGAAGCUUGGUUUCCUUCAUCUAAUCAAUAUAGAGAGUUGGUGUCAUGUUCAAACUGUACAGACUUCCAGUCAAGGAGAUUGGAGAUUCGAUAUGGCCAGAAAAAGAGCAAUGAACAAACAAAGCAAUAUGUCCAUCUGCUGAAUUCAACUCUGACAGCAACUGAAAGAACCUUGUGCUGUAUUCUGGAGAACUACCAGAAGGAAGAUGGAGUCGAAAUACCAGAAGUUUUAAGACCAUUCAUGUAUGGGAAGACCUUCUUGCCUUUCCAGAGCAAACCCGCCCCAGAAGCAAAGGGAAAGAAGUCUAAAGCUUAAGCCUUAAUGUAUGUCUUACCAAUAGAGAAAUUGUAAACUUUAAUACUAGCAGGUUUUUAAAAGUAGGUUGAGAUGCUCUGCAACUUGCACAAAGAUUCAACGAGGUAUACGACGUCUUGUUUUGCUGUUGCUCGUAAUUUUUGUUGGAUUUGUCGUCUUGAUUUUAUCUUAACGGACAAAUUGUCACAUUGUAGUGGAAUACACCAUAAUUUUUAGUCGUACCCUUUGGCUUUAAUGCAGUUCUUAUCUUUAUUAUCUUGA
Messenger RNA from Chenopodium quinoa (quinoa), 1898 nucleotides. Its product is annotated as serine--tRNA ligase-like. Gene Ontology annotation, biological process: seryl-tRNA aminoacylation. The record is from RefSeq and is a predicted model, not a curated record. Gene Ontology annotation, cellular component: cytosol. Lineage: Eukaryota; Viridiplantae; Streptophyta; Magnoliopsida; Caryophyllales; Amaranthaceae. The coding region runs from base 294 to 1637 and encodes 447 amino acids. The transcript has 9 exons. Gene Ontology annotation, molecular function: ATP binding; serine-tRNA ligase activity; tRNA binding.